This is a messenger RNA of Cyphellophora attinorum, 2421 nucleotides long. RefSeq lists its product as uncharacterized. Lineage: Eukaryota; Fungi; Ascomycota; Eurotiomycetes; Chaetothyriales; Cyphellophoraceae. Gene Ontology annotation, molecular function: protein binding. The coding region runs from base 1 to 2421 and encodes 806 amino acids. The transcript has a single exon. The record is from RefSeq and is a predicted model, not a curated record.
AUGCAGGCCAUCUGUCAUCUUUCGCGAAGAUGGCACCAACAAUUUUGCCGGUCUCCUAGUUUCCUCAGCCACCGGCAAUGCCUGCAACGAUGGCAAAUUCGCGGCUUCGCUCGUCGAGCAGACCCCGACAUCAAUUACUACGAGCAAGAGCCCGGAAAGCCGGAGACUCUGAGGCCGGAGGGAGGGCCUUUCGACGAUGACUUGGCAGUAGCCCGCGAGCGCAUCAAGCAGAUGGAGAGAGAACUAGCUGUGAUGCGCAAAGGACCAUUUGCUCGCGAGGGCGAAUUCAUGCAAAGUCUCCCUGAGGACAAGAGAGAAGAAUUGCUCAAGGCAAUGGAAGAGCAAGGCUUCGAGGAAGACGACAUCCGAGAUCUCAGUUUCGACGAGCUGCUGGCCGAGGACGAAAAGCCAUCUCCGAAGCAACAACUCGCAGUCAGCCUCCGCAUUCCUGAGAAGAGUCGAGCCUAUGUCCGCAAGUUCAACGCUGCCCUCCAGACGUCAGAUGCCAAAUCCAAGCAGAAAUUGUGGCUAUGGUACCUGCGAUGCCGUCAAAGAGUGCCUGGCUUUACGAGCCACAUCCAGGAAGAUGUAUGGGACCAUCUCUGGCAGACACAGCUCGAGACACACCCUCGAAGUCCUCGCAUCGUCAGCCUCGGCGAAGAUAUGCUCGGUGCAGGUAGAGACCUUGGAGACCGUCUUCCGGAGUAUUUGGAGGCUUUGCACCUCGCAGGCGAGACCCGUGCAGCCCUUGAGAUGUGGGAAAAGGCACCCAAGUCAUCCGCUAGACUCGAGAGAAUUGGAGUUCAGCUUUACGCGGCAAUCGCCGAAUCCGAGACACAAGGAAGUCUCGCAAAGGCCGCAAAGAUGGCUCUCGCCGAUCCUGUCAAGGAUACGAUCCUGCCCGUCAUACAGGCUUACGCGAAACGUACAAGUGCUAAGGCAGCAGUGGACCUUUGGGAGUUCUAUCUGAAGAUCACACCCACAAUAGAACUCCUGGGGCACAUCAGCUCCGUACUGUUGGAAGCCGGGCGCAAAGAAAUGGCCCUCGCCGUCUUCCAAGACAUGAUGGGCAAAGGAGAACGCCCCAAGAUAGUCAGCAUAACAGAAUUCAGCCUCAUGAGUCUACUGGCGCUUCCGAAGAGGUUCAAGAACAAGUUCUUCUUUGGAGCCUGGAUUAGAUGGCUCUUGGCCGAAGGCAAAGUCGAGGAUGCUACAUUGGUGGUCGAACUCAUGCAAGAAAUGGGCAUCAAACCGGACGCCAAACAUAUCAACGGCGUGAUCGCGGCCUGGCUUCGUCAGGGAUCAGCCAAUAGCGACAAGCAAGCGGUGGAAAUCGCGUGGGGCAUGGUCCGGUCACGAAUAGAAUACGUGCAGACGACCCGCGGCCGCAAUAUAGCACACAGCGAACAAGCACUCCUGCAAGAGCAAGAACUGCAAACACCCAAGCUGCCAUGGAGUCUGCGAAGGCACAUACCCCCAGCCACAGUUGAGACCUUCUCCAUCCUUGUGGCACACUACGCCCAAAAGAAAAACAUCCAAAUGGCUGAGCUCGCCACCAAUAUCAUGACUGGUCCAGCACAGAUCAAAUCAAAUACGUUCAUUCUGAACACGUGGAUUGCCGUAUCUUCCGUCGAAAACAUGUGGAUGCGUUACUCAGAGGCAAAGGCCGACAUCAGACCAGACCUGGGUACAUUCGCCGGCCUCUGGGACGGUCGUCGACGUGCUACCAACCAGACAAGCCGUACGUACCAGCCCAACUUCCCUACUCCAAGACGGUUGUUCAGAGAAAUGGCGACCUGGCUGGACUCAUUGACCGUGGCCGAACGUGCCGAAGUCGGCAAAGAGAUGACCCCAGCAAUCUACGGACAGAUCAUUCGAUGCCUCUGCCUCGUUGGCGAUCUUCCUGGCGUCCUCAUCGCCAUCCGCUAUCUCCAGGCAAACCUUGACUUACUACCCCACAAUGAUGUCGUCGGCAUGGUCGUCAUGCAACUCGCUCGAAUGAACCCAGAUGAUGGCAGCCCUCCAGUCAAGCUGUCCGGUGUGCGCGCGCGCCAGGCCGCGCGCCAGGCGGAGAUGAGGUGGCGCGCUGCGCUCAACAACUAUGUUGUGUUGAUGGAUGAGAUCCUCGUUGGCUACGUGACAAAAUCUGAGCUAGCGGGUAUUGAUAUCGAUAUCGAGGGUGAUGAGGAGGGUCGUGAGACUCAGGCAUUGCGGUUUGAGGCGAUUCAGACGUUCUUGUGCUUGGUCAUGAAUAAGCACAAACAGCAUGCUGAUGUUGUGGCUAACGAGAUUGUCCUGGCGGGUCAGGCGAUGGGGCUGGAUGUGACGCAGGAAGAGGCGAGGAAAUGGUUGAUGAGGCUGUUGAGAUGGCAGAGGGGUAGUAGGAGAGUGGCGCAGGCAGGACGAGAUUUUUUCGGAUGA